Molecule: messenger RNA, 1050 nt
Organism: Paramecium sonneborni
Lineage: Eukaryota; Ciliophora; Oligohymenophorea; Peniculida; Parameciidae
Source: the annotation of a GenBank genome assembly
AUGAAAUCACAAAUAUUUUAAAAUGGACUGUUUGGAGUAUUUGCAAUAGGAUUCAGUUACGGAAUCUACAAAAUGUUUAGAGGGGUAGUGUGAGUAUUAAGUAUCUUUAGAUUACAAAGACAGAAUUUCGUGAGAGUAUAAAAAAAUAAAUAAUACAUUGUUACAAUGUAAGUGCAAAUCAAGGGUUUAUUGAACCAUUUGAUAUUUUAUAGACAUUUUCAAAAAAUGAAUAAGGAAUAGAAUUUCACAUAAAAUUAGUAAAAUCUUUAUCUAAGAAGCCUGUUGAUCAUUAAUAAAAUGUAAGUAUAAAUAUUAUUAUAGAUUAAUCCUUUAAUUGAACCUUUCUAGCCAGGAUAGUUAGUGAUGAAGCUUUAAAAAUAUAAUAUAUUAUUGAAUAAAUAUCCUGUUAAUCCAUAUCAUAUAUUAUUAGUACCAUAAUAAUUUAUUCAUUAAACAGAGAAAUUUAGCAAAGAUUAUUUAAGUUUAGCAUAUGAUGUGUUAUGUGCAUUAGAAGGUUUUGCUUUUUUUAAUUCUCAUAAUGAGGCAGGUGCUUCUUUAGAGCAUAAACAUAUUUAAAUAGUACCGAAAUCAGCAUUUUAAAGUGCAAAUAUAUUAAAUCAUAUAAAAGAAUAAUAGUUUGACAGAAGUAUAAAUAAUAGAGCUAAAUUUAUAAAGUUAAGAUAUUUAAAAAGAAUUAAACAUUUUGUCUCAUUUUUUAAUUAAGAUUUAUUAUAAAAUAAAAAUUGCAAUGAGUCAGUGUAAUAGAAUUUAAUUUAUGAAACUUAUGAAUAGUUAUUAAAUAAGUGUCGAGUGGAGGAUAUUAUGGAAUUUAAACAUAAUUUAAUUAUGACUUAAGAGUUUAUGAUGAUUGUAGUUAGAAAAUAAUCAAAGUUCAAUGGAGUAUCAUUCAAUGCUGUAGGAUAUACAGGUUCAUUGUUGGCUAAAAAUGAGUAGGAAUGUGAAAAAUUAAAAUAAACUAAAAUAAUUGAGAUUAUGGAAAAUCUAGCAGAACCUGAUGAUGGUACUUAUUCUGAUGUUGAUGAAUUUUGA